Messenger RNA from Sabethes cyaneus, 996 nucleotides. RefSeq lists its product as uncharacterized. The record is from RefSeq and is a predicted model, not a curated record. Bases 96 to 989 code for a protein of 297 amino acids. The transcript is spliced from 2 exons. Lineage: Eukaryota; Metazoa; Arthropoda; Insecta; Diptera; Culicidae. Gene Ontology annotation, cellular component: nucleus. Gene Ontology annotation, molecular function: zinc ion binding.
CAAGAUUAAUUUGUUUGUAAGCAGAAGUAUCAUUUUUAUUAUUUUGCUAGAAAUAAAAUACAGCAGAUUGUUCCGAAAUAUCAGAAAAUUGAACAAUGCAAGUUCCAAGCACGGAUCCCUCCAAGUACUGCCGACUUUGUUUUUCCCAGCAGCACAUCAAGUGUGAACUUCAGUUUUACCAGAACCCGUUAGUUAAUCAGAUUACCGAAUGCCUAGGACUAUGGCUCUCUGAGGAAGAUGAUUUCCCUUGCUCUAUAUGCCGAGUUUGUGUUGCUUCGCUUGAGAUUUUUCAAGCAUUCCGUGAGCGCAGCAAUGAUUGCGAUUUGGCUCUGCGUAAAAGCCGUAUGAAUUUGGUGGAUAAAGUAACCAUUCCAGUGGAUGCUAUUAAGCAGGAAAGUCCCUGCUCUAUAGAUGACGAAGGACAACUGCUGGUUGACGAAGAGCUAAUUUUAGGUUCAACAUCGCCACCUCCUUUGGUUGAAGGAAAUGAUGGCAUUGAUAGCAACGUCAGUAUUAAAUUGGAACCCUCCGCUGCGAGUUCUACGGUUCAAAUGCCUUCAAAGAGACAUUUGAAAAUACGAGUAGUUCCGGCGGACGACAGAAGGCUUAAAAAGCGAACAGUUUCAAAACGAAUGUUUGAAGCACCUACGUAUACGUGUGAAAAGUGCAAUAACACGUUCGCUUUUAAAGGAAUGCUAGCGAAACAUACAUGUAAAUCUGAAGUAAGCUCUUCGGAGAAACAUAAAGUAGGCAAAGUGCCACCCGUACGCCUUAGGCCAUCGAACGUUGUUGUUAUCUCGCCGAAAGAGCUUCGUAAACAAUGGAAUCUGUACAGUGGACCAUCGAUGUCAACAACGGUUUCGCAUCAUAGCAAAUUCUAUUGUAGCAUAUGUCAUACUACGUCUCCCAGCGCAGCAGCGUAUUUCAAGCACCAACAGAGCCAUGGCAAUGCUGGAACAGCUGCUCCAAUUGAACGAAGUUCGAGCUAGAACAUAA